CUGGGUGCAGACAGAGUGAGACGCCAGGAGUAGAAGAGAAAGCAGUGCAUAGAAAGAAAGACGUGGCGCUGAAGUUUUUUUUUUUUUAAAUAAAGUCAUCAAUCGGUGACUUUUCUUCCAGGAGGAAGUAAGGGAAGGAAACCACCGGUGGAGAUGGAAAGUCCAAGCCUCCCACUGAACCUCAAUGUGAGCGCAGAGAUGAUCAACUCUUCUUCAGAUCUAACCAAAAGUGAAGAGGGAUUCAGUGAGGCCACAAUGAUUCUGCUGGGCAUGAUCAUGUCAUCGCUCAUCCUCUGUAUUGUUUUCGGCAACAUCCUGGUCAUAACGGCGAUCGGCCGCUUCCAGCGUCUCCAAAAUGUCACCAACUGCUUCAUCACCUCCCUGGCUUGUGCCGACCUGGUCAUGGGUCUCAUCGUGGUCCCUUUUGGUGCUUGUUACAUCAUCUUCAAUAACUGGCACUUUGGUAGUUUCUGGUGUGAGUUCUGGACGGCCACUGAUGUGCUCUGUGUGACCGCGAGCAUUGAGACCUUGUGUGUCAUUGCCAUAGACCGUUACUUGGCCAUUAGCUCUCCCUUCCGCUACCAGACUAUGCUGACAAAGUGUAAGGCUCGAAUUGUGGUGGUGCUGGUGUGGGUCAUCGCCGCCUUGAUAUCUUUCCUGCCCAUACACAUGAAGUGGUGGAUAUCUGAUGAUAAGCAAGCGAAAGAGUGCAUCGAGGAUAGCAGCUGCUGUGAAUUCUACACCAACAUGGCUUAUGCCAUCACGUCCUCAAUCAUCUCUUUCUACAUCCCCUUGGUCAUCAUGGUGUUUGUCUAUAGCCGAGUUUUCCAGGAGGCCAAGCGCCAGCUCAAAAAGAUUGACCAAAGCAUGGGGCGCUUUCACAACAGCGACAAAAUCAAACCUUUGGACGCCAACAUCGGGCGCGGGCAGAAGAAGGUGAAGUUUUGUCUACGGGAACACAAAGCCCUAAAGACGCUGGGCAUCAUCAUGGGGAUCUUCACUCUGUGCUGGCUGCCCUUUUUUCUGCUUAAUGUGGUGGUUGCCAUAUGGAAGGUGGAAGAUAUUGACCUCACUUUUAGGAUCCUCAACUGGAUAGGCUACGCAAACUCAGCCUUCAAUCCGCUCAUUUACUGCCGGAGCCCAGAGUUUCGCUACGCAUUUAAGGAAAUCCUCUGCCUCAAAAGGAACCACAUCUCCAAAGCGGGACCUAUGAACGGAUACAUCUACGAUAGACACAGCUGGCAGAGCGAACAGCAGGGUCGGACUAAAGGCAACUCGGAAGACAGCGAUGCCAACGAGGGUUGUUUGGAGCAAGACGCCUGUGUUGACAGUGCUGAGGACAGAGUGGUGGACUCCAAUGGGAACUGCAGCAAAGACCUCCCAAUUGUAGCGGCUGUACUUUAAACUACGAGACUUUUACCCAAAGGGCACCUUUAAUGUUUACACUGCUGACAUGCACCCAUUGCCUUUGGCAGGUAAGGCCAGUCAGGCAGCAUGGAGGCAUAGGAUUCUGUUUUAAGGAAACUAUAUUUUUCAUGUAACAGAUAUAGUGUUGGCAGAUUUUACUCAUUCGUUCUGUUGAUAUUACAUCUACCUCACCACAUUGUCUUGAAUGUGUGCUUGAACAUUUGCAUUGCUACAACAUGAUAGCAGAGACGCUAUCCUCAAUUUAAAAACCGAGGCCUCUCUGUCAAUAAGGAUGUAUUGUAGAUUUAUCAGACUAGAUUGUUUAUUUGUGAAACUUUCCAAAACCAUUCCAUCUUAAUUUUGCCUUCAUUGAGUUUGCUCUAUUUCAUGACAAUGCGAUAGAUGAACAAAAGGUAUGGGAACAUUCUCCUUCAGCUGUUUUGUGAGGCCCCCGUUAUGCCUGAUCUCCCUUUUACAGCCUGCUCCUUGGGAGGUUGUGUAGCAGAUUGCGCCACUGAUAAAUAACAGUUAUCUCCGUCUCGCCGGUGCGAGCUGUGCAACGCCUGGGGCCAUUCUCUGAUGGCUUUGUGAUAAAACCUGCACAUUUGUCGAGCAACCAGCAAUUGCAUUAUCAGCACUAAUGUUUCCUAAUAAGCAUACUGUUUUAAAUGCUUUCUGCAGCUUUCAAGCUGAGCAAGCAAUUAAUUACCUUCAUUGCACUGGUUCAUUUGAAUGUAAUACCCAAUGGAUGUGUUUUUUUUAAAUGCUGUUUUUGAAUGAAAGUACUGUGUUUACAACAUAAGUGUGUGUGUGUGUGUGUGUCUCUAUCUGUGUCUUUGUGUAUGCCUGUGUGUACGUAUGCACAUAGCCCAGUGGGUGGGAAAAGCCAAGACAUAAGCGGAGAUGUAGUUUGUACUAAUCAUAUCAAAGACAAGAGACAACCAGUCCACGUUUGUAACUUCGGUGACAUUUUCCAGACUUCUCUUAACCUACAUAUGUAUAUAUGUAGUGCCAUGAAAUAAUCCAGAAGAGGCUCGGCACAGUGUUCUUCUUCUUGGUGUGUCUGUCUCCAGGAAGUGCCCCAAAUCCAGCUGAGCCCUGCCCAAUAAACAAGAGUAAAUCCAUUAUCUCCACUGUCAAGCAACAGGAUCUGAUCUCCUCCCUUAAAACAACACAGCUGCAUAAAGUUCCCUGUUUGAAUGCUGCCAUCACACGAAGGACCAAUUUGAUAAUGAGUCUUACGCGGACAAGUUUUAAAAAAAUAAAUCUCACAUUCUUAGCCUAAAUUGCUUUGAGUGAAGGGGGUCUCUUGAGUCAGGUUGGGUUAUCUUACUUUGAUCGCAGUGACAGUUUGCUAAACGUUGCCAAAGAUGGCUGAGGAAGGAACACCAUCAGUGUUAGUGACCUGUGUUUUUGUGGACGUAGCCUUAGUCUCGAUGAACUUUGUAUCUCUAUGCACUGUAUUGCUCAGUUCAAUCUAGCCCAGCGAUGCAUAGGGAAUUGACGCAAGUGUGGGGUCAUCGUACGUCAAUGUGUGUGAAGUGGGGAAAAAAAAGCUUUUCAGUCAUAUUUUUCCUUCCCUGUUUUUCUUCUUCAUGGAUUUAUUACAAAGUAAAUUCAAGGGUUGAGUGUCAUAAAAAAUACUCCCCAGAUGUCAUUUCACUGUACAGGUACUAUGUCAAAAGUAACAAACAAGAAACGAGUUCAUGAUUCCUGACUACGUUUAUAUUUAUUCACACACACUAUGAACUAUAAAGCUUUAACUGUGUAGUUUUCAGGUUCAUACAAAACGGAGCGUACAUUUUUUCGAUGGAUUUAAAACAAAUGUUAUUUUGCAUGCUAUAUCUGUCUUUGUGCUGAUGUCCUGUUGCUAUUUUUUUCCAAGUGAUCUGUUUAGUCCUAUUGAUGGAGGCUUUGAAGUACAGUCAGUAGUAUAUCCACACUGCUCCCUCCUGGCAGUGCCCUCUCCUUGCACCUCAACUCUGACUCCUGAAUGGUUACUCUUCAUGUGCACACAAAAUGAUUGUUAUAUUCAGUUGCAAUUACAUGAAAAGCAAUCAUGACAACAUUCUAAGUCUGGAUAUUAAAAGUGAAUUAAGAGUGUUAAAUGUAGUUGGUUAAGCAUCCUUAUACUGUGGUGUGUAUCAUGCCAAAAAAUGGUCACUCAGUAAGGCAUUGGACUUCAAUUAAAAGAGAAAUGAUGGCAUAUGUAUGACUAUGUAUGCAGACUGUAGAACUGCAAAACAUUUUGUAAAAUUUUAAGCUUGGAAUGGACAUCAAAACUCAUUCAAUAGUGAAUCUAUUCACAUUACCUGAAUGUUAACAUGAUUUUGCAUAUGUCAUUUUGAAAAAUGAUUGUCUGGUGUACUGCUGUAACUCAUUGAUGUGUGAAUUACUAAUACCAUAUGCUUUAAUCACUGUGUGAAAAGUGGCCGUUCGCGCAGCUCAUUGUUUACUAGAUGUUUUUCAACUCCUUCACGCACAAGUUUGUUGCUGGUAUACAUCUGUUGAAUAAUGUGAUGUUCUGUGAUAUUUAUAAAAAGCUGGAGCUAUUGUGUUAAAAUAAAUUAUUUACGUGUUGCCUGU
Phycodurus eques (leafy seadragon) is the source of this 3993-nucleotide messenger RNA. RefSeq names its product adrenoceptor beta 2, surface a (gene adrb2a). Bases 154 to 1404 code for a protein of 416 amino acids. Gene Ontology annotation, biological process: negative regulation of smooth muscle contraction; norepinephrine-epinephrine-mediated vasodilation involved in regulation of systemic arterial blood pressure; adenylate cyclase-activating adrenergic receptor signaling pathway. Gene Ontology annotation, cellular component: membrane. The transcript has 2 exons. NCBI's taxonomy places the organism in Eukaryota, Metazoa, Chordata, Actinopteri, Syngnathiformes, Syngnathidae. Gene Ontology annotation, molecular function: norepinephrine binding; beta2-adrenergic receptor activity. The record is from RefSeq and is a predicted model, not a curated record.